AUGCUGUAUCUAUUAAUCCUGUUAUUGGCAUCAAGUGUUCUUGCCAAGAACUAUACAGAACGCUUAAUCGUUGGUCAUUUUCCAGCUGAAUUUGCUUUCGGGGUUGCAUCGUCGGCUUACCAAGUCGAAGGGGCAUGGAAUGCAGACGGCAAGGGUAAAAGCAUAUGGGACGUAUUCGCUCACCAACCUGGGCACAUAAAAGAUGGGUCGACGGGAGAUGUAUCGGAUGAUCAAUAUCAUAAAUAUAAAGAAGAUGUGCAACAUUUAAAAUGGCUUGGGGUAACUCACUACAGAUUGUCAAUAGCUUGGACACGGAUUUUACCUGAUGGAACGAUCAAUAACAUCAAUCAAAAGGGCAUAGAUCACUAUAAUGCUGUAAUCGACGAGCUCUUCAACAAUAAUAUUGUACCUUUUGUUACCUUAUUUCACUGGGAUCUGCCACAAGGACUCCAAGAUUACGGUGGCUGGGAGAAUGAUACCAUCAUUGAACACUAUAAGAACUAUGCGGAUCUUUGUUUUAAGUCUUUUGGAGACAGGGUGACAAACUGGAUCACGUUUAAUGAACCAUUUAUUACCUCUUGGAUGGGGCAUGAAACCGGGGUAAAUGCACCUGGUAUAAAGAAUGUUGAUGCAGAGUACAGAACAGCUCAUAACCUAAUCCGAUCUCACGUCAAGGCGUAUCGACAUUACAACCAACAUUAUAAAACUGCUCAAAUGGGUCGAGUUGGAAUAACCCUGGACACUGAAUGGAAGGAACCACGGACAGACAGUCCUGCUGAUUUGGCCGCUUCUAACAGAGGUAUGGUCUUCAGGCUUGGUUGGUUUGCUAAUCCUAUAGUGUAUGGUGAUUAUCCCAAAAUAAUGAAAGAUAUGCUUGCGGAAAGAAGUAGAAUUCAAGGACAUACUGGAUCAAGACUUCCAACCUUCACAGCUGCAGAAAUUACUGAAAACAAAGGAGCACUGGAUUUUAUGGGUAUAAAUCAUUAUUCCACUAAUUUUGUGCAAUCUACGAUCAAAUACGCAUGGGGAUUAAGAAAAUUACUGAAUUAUAUUAAAACAACGUAUGGUAAUAUAGAUGUAUAUAUAACAGAAAAUGGCGCGACUGAUUGUGGAACAAAUGAGGAUCAAGUACGAGUUGAUUAUGUCAAAAGAUACCUUAACGCCGUUCUUCAAGCAAUACAAGAUGGUUGCCCAGUUAAAGGCUACUUUGUGUGGAGUUUGUUGGAUUCUUUUGAGUGGAGCAGUGGGUAUACUGUGAAAAUGGGCCUGUUUCGGGUAGAUUUUUCAAGAUCCGAUUUACCUCGAUAUCCCAAAACUUCCGCUUAUUUUUAUCAAUCGAUCUGUAAGGAGAAAGGAUUUACGCAACGUAUCUUGGACUUCAGAGCAUUUGCUAAGGACAGAGAUGAGUUUGUAUACGGGCAAUUUCCAGCUGGUUUUAUGUGGGGAUUGGCCACUGCAGCAUAUCAAGUAGAGGGUGCAUGGAAUGAAGACGGUAAAGGACCUAGUAUAUGGGAUGAUUUUGCCCAUCAGUCAGGUAGAAUAGCUAAUGGUGACACAGGAGAUGUAGCUUGUGAUAGUUAUCAUAAAUAUAAAGAAGAUGUUCAGAUGUUAAAACAUGUUGGGGUAACAUUUUACCGAUUUUCUAUUGCUUGGUCUCGGGUGUUACCAGAUGGCACACUCGCAUCUUUAAACAGCAAGGGUAUCGAUUAUUACAACAGAUUAAUAGAUGAACUACUGGCCAACAACAUUACCCCUUUUGUCACAUUAUACCACUGGGAUCUACCAUCAGCGUUACAGAAGCAGGGUGGCUGGUUAAACGAGUCUAUAAUAGAUCGGUAUAAUGAUUACGCCAAACUCUGCUUCGAGAAUUUCGGUGACCGGGUCAAACUUUGGUUGACCUUUAACGAAGCUUAUGUGAUUUCUUGGUUAGGCCAUGGCAAUGGUAUAUUUGCUCCCGGUAUUAAAAGCCCUGGGACCGGUGUUUAUCAAGUAGCUCAUAAUAUAAUUCGAUCCCAUGUCAAAGCUUAUCAUUCAUACGACACCCUCUUUAGAUCGAGAUUCAACGGUAAAGUAGGAAUUACAUUAGAUAUAGAAUGGAAAGAACCGUUUACCAUGUCUUCUGCUGACAGUUACGCUGCGGAGAGAGCUCUUCAGUUUAAAUUAGGAUGGUUUGCUAAUGCCAUAUUCGGUAAUGGCGAUUAUCCAAGCGUCAUGAAACAGUACGUGGCGGCAAAGAGUAAGAGUCAACAUUUGCUAAAAUCCAGAUUACCAGAAUUUACCGACGACGAAAAGAAAAUGAAUGCAGGAUCGUAUGACUUUCUUGGUAUUAAUCACUAUACAACAAAUCUCGUGUCUGAUGUACCCAAUACAGAUAGUACCCCCAGCUAUGAACGCGAUCAAGAUAUUGAGACAACAACGGAUCCAUGUUGGGAAAAGACACCCGUUGAUUGGCUCCGUGUUAAUCCAUGGGGUAUUAGAAAAUUAUUAAACUAUAUAAAGUCACGAUAUGGUAAUCCUACUGUAUAUAUUACUGAGAGUGGUAGACCGGAUAUUGAUGGUUUAGAUGACCAAGGAAGGAUCAGAUAUUACAAGUCAUACACCAAUGAAUUGAUGAAAGCUAUAAAUGUUGAUGGAUGUAAUGUUAAAGGCUACACAGGUUGGUCCUUGAUGGAUAACCUUGAAUGGACAUCCGGUUACUCUCUUAGGUUUGGAGUACAUUACGUCAACUUUACGGAUCCUGCCAGACCACGUACUCCUCGAAAGUCUGUUGAUUUCCUUAGAAAUCUGUUUUCAAAUAAUGGAUUUUACAAACAGUAA
Messenger RNA from Patella vulgata (common limpet), 2817 nucleotides. Its product is annotated as lactase/phlorizin hydrolase. Gene Ontology annotation, molecular function: beta-glucosidase activity. Bases 1 to 2817 code for a protein of 938 amino acids. NCBI's taxonomy places the organism in Eukaryota, Metazoa, Mollusca, Gastropoda, Patellidae. Gene Ontology annotation, biological process: carbohydrate metabolic process. The record is from RefSeq and is a predicted model, not a curated record. The transcript has 16 exons.